Drosophila rhopaloa is the source of this 1683-nucleotide messenger RNA. RefSeq names its product prolyl 4-hydroxylase subunit alpha-1. Gene Ontology annotation, biological process: peptidyl-proline hydroxylation to 4-hydroxy-L-proline. Gene Ontology annotation, molecular function: iron ion binding; protein binding; L-ascorbic acid binding. The coding region runs from base 61 to 1653 and encodes 530 amino acids. Gene Ontology annotation, cellular component: endoplasmic reticulum. The transcript has 5 exons. The record is from RefSeq and is a predicted model, not a curated record. NCBI's taxonomy places the organism in Eukaryota, Metazoa, Arthropoda, Insecta, Diptera, Drosophilidae.
GAAGUUACCUUUGCCCCGAGCAGUACCCAUCAAUCAGUAGCUCCCAGUUUUCUGUUCACAAUGUCGCAUCGAAGUUGGUGCUUGGUUUUUGGGAUUAUACUGCAGGUGUUUUUAAGUGGAGCAGCCAAAGGUGAGUUUUACUCAUCGGUGGACAGUAUGCAGGAUCUAGCACAAGUGGAACAGGAGCUCCUAAAUGCCACGCGUUCGUAUUUGGAGACCCAGCAACAGCAGCUUGACUUUUAUCGCAGAUAUGUGGAGCAAAUAAAGCGAGAACAUGAAUGGGCCACUGCCCAAUUAAAGCUGGAUGAGUAUCUAGGUCACCCAUUGCACGCUUUCAGGUUGAUCAAACGGUUGGUUCAGGAUUGGGAUGCAAUUAUCUUUGAACCCAUUCUCACGAACAAGCCCAGAGAGGACUUUCGGCAGUUUAUAGAGAUUCUAACAAGGGAUUUGGGCUACCCCGAUCAAUCGGAGCUGCAAGGAGUCAUCAAAGGUUUGGCCAGGUUGCAGAGGGUAUAUAAUCUCACGACCACGGAUUUAGCUGAUGGCAUUAUAAAUGACUUACACUACGACUCGGAGUUAGAAUGGCGUGAGUGUUACGAAAUAGGUGUACAACUAUUCGAUCUUGGGGAAUACCAAAGGUCCCUCGAAUGGCUUCAAGCUGCAUAUGAACUUCUCCGAAAUGCUAUAGCUGAGAACAAUGACAAGAUUCAGUACUUAUCAGAUAUUAGGGAGUAUGCAGCCAUGGCCAACUUUGAGUUGGGUAAUCCCAAAAGAGCUGGAAGACUUCUGAACCAGAUCCUUGACCCUGAACCCACCCAUUCCGCCCAGCAAACUCGCAAGUAUUUUGAGAACAGAGAGCCAGGAAAGAAUAUCGCGGAAAAGAAUCCUUCUUGGUUUGCCAAUUAUACGAGGCUUUGCCAGGGGAAAAGAUUACCAGAAGAGAGUAGUGGUAGCCCCUUAAAAUGUUAUCUGGAUGGAAAGCGACAUGCCUACUUCACCUUGGCGCCUCUGCAAGUGGAACCGGUCCACCUCGAUCCGGACAUCAAUGUCUACCACGGAAUGCUGAACUCCAAACAGAUCUAUUCGAUCUUCGUGGAGGCGGACAAAGAAGAGAUGGUUCGAUCAGCGGUAUCUGGAGAAGGUGGAAAACGCACUGUGAGGGAUCUCCGGGUUAGUCAGCAAACCUGGCUGAACUAUGAAUCACCCGUAAUGAAGUCUGUGAGCCGUAUCAUUCAGUUUGUGUCGGGAUUCGAUAUGGCCGGAGCCGAGUACAUGCAGGUGGCCAACUACGGAGUUGGUGGCCAGUACGAACCGCAUCCGGACUACUUUGAGGUCAAUCUGCCCGAAAACUUCAAGGGAGAUCGCAUCUCCACCAGCAUGUUUUAUCUAUCUGAUGUGGAAGAAGGGGGCUAUACUGUAUUCACCAAUCUGAAUGUUUUUCUGCCUCCUGUUAAGGGAGCCAUGGUCAUGUGGCACAACCUUCAUCGAUCCCUGGAUGUGGAUGUGCGCACCUUGCACGCCGGCUGUCCAGUAAUAGUGGGUUCCAAGCGAAUUGGAAACAUUUGGAUGCACUCGGGUUACCAGGAGUUCCGACGACCCUGCAACCUCACCUCAGAUAGCUACAAGUCCUUAGCUUAUCGGGAUUCAGUGUAAAUUAAUAAAUUAAUAUCUUACUUUAAUGAG